UACGCAUCGUCCCUAUGACUGUGCCAUAGAGUUUGUUCCAGCACAUGCAGUGAAAUGGCAGAAACCAGUUUUUCUCAGGACCAGUUCAGCUGUCCGGUGUGUCUGGAUCUCCUGAAGGAUCCAGUGACCAUUCCCUGUGGACACAGUUUCUGUAUGAGAUGUAUUACAGAGUGCUGGGAUCAGGAGGAUCUGAUGGGCGUCUACAGCUGUCCUCAAUGCAGACAGACCUCCACUCCAAGACCUGCUUUAAAUAAAAACACAAUGCUGGCUGAAGUGGUGGAGCAACUGACUAAGACUAAACUCCAGACUGGACCUGAAGGUGUGGAGUGGGAGAUGAGUUUGAAAGAGCGACAAAGAAAGUUUCAGCAGUGGGAAAAAGAUCUUGAGUUGAGAGAGGCUGUGGAGUCUCAUAAAGUGGUUUUGGAAGAGAGAAAGAGAAAAUUCCAGCAGAGAAUCCAGCAGAGGGAGAAAGAUCUUGAGGAGCUGAGAGAGGCUGUGGAGUCUCAUAAGCGCUCUGCACAGACAGCAGUGGAGGACAGUGAGAGGAUCUUUACUGAGCUCAUCCUCUCCAUUGAGAGAAGCCGCUCUGAGUUGAAACAGCGGAUCAGAGAACGGGAAAAGGCUGCAGUGAGUCGAGCUGAAGGACUCAUAUAUCGACUGGAGCAGGAGAUUGAUGAUCUGACGAGGAGAGGCGCUGAACUGGAGCAGAUUUCACAAACACAUGAUCACAACAAGUUCCUCAAGAGUUUCCAGUCUCUCGCUGUAUCUCCUGAAUCUGCAGAUGAACCCAACAUCACUGUCAGCUCUCUCCUCUCUUUUGAUGAAGUGAGAAAUUCUGUCUCUCAACUCAAAGAAAAGCUGGAGGAUUUCUGUCGAGAGGAGAUAGAUAAAAUACCUGGCAGAGUAACAUAUGUUGAAAUUAUUCCCACCAACGAACCCAAGAUCAGAGAGGAGUUCCUUCAGUACUCCAGUCGGUUCACUCUGGAUCCAAACGCAGUGAAUAAACACCUCUGUCUGUCUGAGAGGAACAGAGCGGUUACCUUCACUGAUGUAGUCCAGCAGUAUCCUGAUCAUCCAGACAGAUUUUGUUAUUUUCCUCAGGUGUUGUUUAGAGAGAGUGUGUGUGGACGCUGUUACUGGGAGCUGGAGUGGAGCGGGAGUGGAUUUGUGUGUAUAUCAGUGUCUUAUAUAUACAUCAACAGGAAGGGACAGAGAAAUGAGUGUGUGUUUGGAUAUAAUGAUCAAUCCUGGAGUUUGAUCUGCUCUACCUCCAGAUGCUCAUUUAGUCACAAUGACAAUCAUACUGAACUCCCUGUACGCUUCAGUGGCUGCUGGAGAAUUGGAGUGUAUGUGGAUCACAGAGCAGGGACUCUGUCCUUCUACAGCGUCUCUCACACAAUGAGCCUCAUCCACAGAGUCCAGACCACAUUCACUCAACCUCUCUAUAUUGGGUUUGCAGUUAUUAGUGGGUCAGCAGUGAAACUGUGCGAUCUAUAGAUUAUGGAGAGCCGGCUCUACAUAUCAGGGCAGUGAAAUUAUAUUAUGGAGUUUAGUAAAUUAUUACUUUCAUUUUAAUAAUAUAGAUUAUAAUAUAAAUAACAUGACAUAAAUAUUUAAACAUCACAUUAUUAUGAAUGCAAUUUUAAAAUCCAUUAAAGAUCUCAUUUGAUCAAGCUGGCAUGAGGAAAAUGUAUUUACACAAUUUAUUACUUACUGAAAUCCUAUUUAAACUUCUUCUUCUUCUUCUUCUUCUUCUUAUUUUUCUGGCCGCAAAAUUUUUGGACAAAUUCAAGCUACAUACUCCAAACUCGGGUCAGACCUUCAUACUGUUCUGAAUUGGUGUGCUAUAUCUUUUUA
Carassius auratus (goldfish) is the source of this 1857-nucleotide messenger RNA. RefSeq names its product tripartite motif-containing protein 16-like protein. The record is from RefSeq and is a predicted model, not a curated record. The coding region runs from base 55 to 1497 and encodes 480 amino acids. Gene Ontology annotation, molecular function: protein binding. NCBI's taxonomy places the organism in Eukaryota, Metazoa, Chordata, Actinopteri, Cypriniformes, Cyprinidae. The transcript has 8 exons.